UUCUCGAUUUAAUGAUUAAGGGAAACUCGAUCCCUGAAAAGAUCAGUGCUGUAUGUGACAGAGAUGUCUUCGUUUUCUGAUUCAAAUUUAGCAAAAAAAUUCAGUGAAUUAAAUAAUACGCAGCAAAGCAUCCAAACACUUUCUUUGUGGCUUAUUCACCAUAAAAAACAUUCGAAAACUAUAGUUCAAAUAUGGUACAGAGAGCUUGAAAAAGCAAAACCCAGCAAGCGUUUGACCUUUGUCUACCUUGCUAAUGAUGUCAUACAGAAUAGUAAAAGAAAAGGUCCAGAAUUUACUAAAGACUUCGCUCACAUACUACCUGAUGCUUUCACCCAAGCUGCCAAAGAGGCAGAUGAUAAAAUGAAAGCUUCGCUUGUCAGAGUUAUAAAUAUUUGGAAAGAAAGAGGAGUCUAUGAUAAAUCAUUUAUCAAAAAGUUAAAGCAGUGUACAGCAUCUGGAACAUCAACUUCUAAUGUACCCUCACAGCCAAGUUCAAGGCACCAUCCAAAGCCUGUAAAACAAGAAACUCCAGCGAGGCAAGAGCCAAAGAAGGUGAAAAAAAAUGAGCCAGAGUUUUCUUUGAGACAAGAAGUCGAGGCUAUGGGUGUCAAACUCCCAGAAAAUGUUGAUGCAGAAGAUCUUGUUCAGAGAUUGUCAGACCUGGAAAACUCCGCCUCCUGUGAUGCCUCUGUUAGAGAAAGAAUUGCUGCUCUACCACCUGAAGUUUCAGAUAUCAGCCAUUUAGAAAAAGUGCAAGAUCGUGAAUCUGCUGACAGACUAUCUGAAAAGGUGGAUGAGGCAGCUUUGCUUCUUAAUGAAUAUAACCGGAGACUUGUAGCAGAGCUGGAAGAAAGAAAAAAAGUAGCUCGCAUGUUGCGGUCUUUUAUCUUGUCUCAACAACAACAGGUGAAAGAAACAGAGAAAAAUCUUCAGGACUUUAAAGAGAAACUGGACAAAGUGACCAAUGUCCGGCAAGAGCUUAUGUCCCACAUUCAAAACCUUCCAGACUUGACCCUGCUGCCUGAUGUGACCGGAGGCCUGGCACCCCUACCCUCAGCCGGUGACCUGUUUUCUCUACAAAAUUUAUGAGCGGCACCCUGAGGCAGGGCCAUGUGUUGUGUGAGGAUGGGAUUUGGAUUUAAAUUACCUCUGCGUGUUGAGCAAAUCUGUUUGAGUAACACUCACAGUCAUACUUUCAGUUUGUAUGAGUUUGUUAAACAAUUCUGAUGAUUGUUAGAUGAUUUGAAUGUUUUAAAAGAUUGUACAUAGUAAAAUUAGUAUGUAACAUGUGUUGACAUUAAACAUUGCAAGUUUUUUUUUUUCCCUUU
Messenger RNA from Physella acuta, 1328 nucleotides. Its product is annotated as regulation of nuclear pre-mRNA domain-containing protein 1B. Lineage: Eukaryota; Metazoa; Mollusca; Gastropoda; Physidae. Gene Ontology annotation, biological process: mRNA 3'-end processing. Gene Ontology annotation, molecular function: RNA polymerase II complex binding. The record is from RefSeq and is a predicted model, not a curated record.